Molecule: messenger RNA, 1450 nt
Organism: Clupea harengus (Atlantic herring)
Lineage: Eukaryota; Metazoa; Chordata; Actinopteri; Clupeiformes; Clupeidae
Product: B-cell receptor-associated protein 29-like
Biological process (GO): endoplasmic reticulum to Golgi vesicle-mediated transport; intracellular protein transport
Cellular component (GO): endoplasmic reticulum; endoplasmic reticulum membrane
Source: RefSeq, a predicted model, not a curated record
CCCAGAUCUAGUAGUGGGUGUGACUUGAAUGGAGUUGUUACCUAUCGCCUUUAUAUCGACACGCUAUUUCUGCUCUCUGCCAGUGGUUCGGGCUCAGAGUGCUAGAGAGAAUGACUCUACAAUGGGCAGCAGUGGCUCUUUUCCUCUAUGCUGAGAUAGCUUUCCUUCUCAUCCUCUGCCUGCCCCUCCUCUCUGCUCAGAGAUGGCACAAAAUAUUCAAGUGGAAUAUAUGGAGCAUGAUGUCACCUUACUGGAACAAAUUUUUCUUUGCCAUGAUAUUGAUCCUCAUUGUUCUUUUUCUUGAUGCCUUGAGAGAAGUCAGGAAGUAUUCAGCCGAGGAGGCCUCAAAAGAUUCCCAGCUGCAGCCCAACUUUUCAGACCAUGUGCACAUGAUGCUCUUCAGGGCCCAGAGGAAUCUGUACCUCUCUGGAUUCUCCCUCGUUCACUGGCUCAUCAUGCGCCGCAUCAUCACCCUGAUCCACCAGGUGGCUUUAGCCGAGGGCAGCGGAGCUGCGUUGCAGGCCCAGGCAGAGGGUGCCAACCAGGCCGGCAAGAAAUAUAUGGAGGAAAACCAGCAACUGAAAGAAACCCUGCAGAAAGAGAGCACAAAGUCUACUGGAGCUCAGCUGAUGAGACAGGAGGUGGAGAAUGCAAACAAAGACCUCAGAGCUGCUGAUGAUGCAUUGCGUAAGUCUCGUGUUGAAGUGGAGGCUCUGAAGAAACAAGCUCAGGGACUCACCAGAGAGUAUGAUCGACUGCUGACGGAACAUCACAUGCUACAGAACAAUCUUAACAAUGGAUCCGAAGGCAAAAAAGAUCAGUAGGCCCGGUGCCCAGGUUAAUCACAAACUUUGGCAAGUUAUUUUAUGUUACAACCCAACGUUCCUUUCAUUGAGUCCACCAUCUCCCUACAGUAAAGAAUCAUUGUGAUGUUUGAUUCUUUAUUGGUGGCAGCCCCUUAUACUGAGUUCAACCAUUAGCAGAGUAAUUGUCAAUGUGCUUCACGAAGUGAAUAAUGCUUUCAAAUCAGUGACUGUACUGAAGGGUAAUUAAUACAAAAAUUCAAUGUUUGAAGGCCUGUGGGUUCUGUCCUUUAGGUCCACAGCAACUAAUGAUCCUUUGAGGACUUUAUACAACAGAGAAAAGAACAACAAAGACAGGGGAAACUUCUUUUCAAGACUAUUGUAUUAAAAAUGGAAUUUCCACUAGGCACAAUGGUGGCUUAAUAUACUGUAAAAUGAAGUCAUUGAACAACAACUCACUGUAAUGGGCCAAGAAAAACAAACAAUGGAAUUUUCAUGUACACAGCGCAUGAGCAACACAAAGACAACUCCUGUGGCGUUAUACAGAAUGAAAACGAGGCAAGAAAAAGUAGAGAGAAAACAUACUUUAAAAUGCCCUGUAAAGCUAAUAUUUUCCCGUUUUGUGAAUGUCACACAUGUCGUAUAUA